This is a messenger RNA of Danaus chrysippus (African queen), 270 nucleotides long. Lineage: Eukaryota; Metazoa; Arthropoda; Insecta; Lepidoptera; Nymphalidae. The record is from the annotation of a GenBank genome assembly.
AUGUCUGACGGUCAUGGGGAGCCGAAUACUCAUAGGAAAGAGAGUGUCGGGGCCGCUAAUAUAGCUAGUGAUAGUCCCGUGACCGACCCUGGCCAAGUACGUGGAGUUAGUACCGAUACUUCAGCAUGCAAGUUUGAUGGUCAACGCGGGAAAUCCGGUGCUUUGAAAAAAUCCGCGAGGUACAGAAGCCGAUCAUUAUCAGCCUCCUCAGCAGAUUCCUACAGUUCCACGUCUUAUACUGGUGAGUGUUCCCUUAAAACUGAUUAUUAA